This is a messenger RNA of Pelodiscus sinensis (Chinese soft-shelled turtle), 4962 nucleotides long. Lineage: Eukaryota; Metazoa; Chordata; Testudines; Trionychidae. The record is from RefSeq and is a predicted model, not a curated record.
UGCCAGUCUAGACACAGCCUAUAAGUUUAGCUGAUUAAAAUAAUUAUGGUUAUCAGUAGUAUUUUGUUUUAUUUUUAGUUUUCUUUUUGUAGGCAAUUUUUGUCCCAAUUAUCACUAUAGUCAUAAAAUAAUUUUAGCUCCAGUUACUAUAUAAUUUAAGUUAAUGACAUUUAUUUUAACAAUGGUGAUUUUCAUCAUUAGAGCUAAUGAAAGACGUGCUGUGUGUGAGCAAUCACACAACUUAGUAUUUAUGACUCAGGAUAGGCCUCCUACAUUUAAAAAAAACCCGCAAGAGCUUAAGUGAUAGGCAUAAUAAGAACCAACAUCAUAAUCCUUAGCCUGUCAAUAGUAUUAGGCGUUCUUAAUUAAAGCAGAUGUGUUUCAAUUGGAGACUAGUAUCUUUCAUAUGUGCCCAGUGCAUGCUACUUACAGAGACUGCUGAUGCUGUGUUUCAGCUGUUUAUGUGUUACAUUUUUCUUCCCUUUUAUUGCAGCUCUUUCUUUUAUGCCUUCCUGAAUCUGCUGAUCAGCGUCUUUGUGGUUUUUGUCAUCUUUAUUGCUAGCACUAUAGUGACUGUAGGAUUUAACAUGUGGUGUGAUGCUGUUACUGAAAAAGGAAGCAUGCCAAAUAGCUGUGAAGAACUACAGGAUAUAGAUCUUGAACUGAACUUAGAAACUUCUGCCUUCUAUGAUCAGUUUGCUAUUGCACAGUUUGGUCUCUGGGCUGCCUGGCUGACUUGGCUGGGAAUUACCAUUUUGGCCUUCUUGAAGGUUUAUCACAACUACAGGCAGGAAGACCUGCUAGACAGCCUGAUCCACGAGAAGGAGCUGCUGCUAGGACGCUCCUCUUCACGAACCUUUUUGCAGGAUGAGAAAAGUGGCAUGAUCUAAUGUGUAAGCCACUCAACAGCACAGGUUGUUAAUUUUGUAGUUCAUUGCCACUAGCUGAAAUCAAGAGAAUUGGUGAGUGUGUGAAAUCAUUGCUUUCCCGAACAGAAAUUUAAUUUAGAAUUACACAAUCCUUCAAUGAAAAAUUGUCAGAAGACAUAUUUCUGUUAGGAUAUUUACUUUCCUGUACAUAUUGGGAGCAGAACUAAGGCUGUGAAUAAAGAUGGCUGUUACUAUUGGGAUUCUAUCAUGCAUAAGAACGGUGCUAGCAAAACCUUGCUUAAGACCACAAGUUUAAUAUGGGUGAUUUUAACACCGUUCUAGCUAGCACUGCUUUAGUCCACAUAGUGAUAGGACCUUUUCUACCCCAACGUUUUCUGUAUAUGUACAAAAUAUAGAGAACAGUGUUAUAACCCCAGCUCCUCUUUGAUUUGAUCACUUUAGAACAUGUAGAGCAAUGUACCUGACUAUAUACUUAACAUUAGAGUGACAUUCAUACAAUGAUAAGUUAUUACAGUAUCUUAUAAAAUAUGCUGUAUAUUUUUGGAGGGAUCAUAGAGCCUAUUUUUGUUUUUGUUUUAUCUUAGACUUCAGCAUGGCCAGCAUUUAUUACCGUGUAGUAAAAUGUUAUUUAACUAGCAGUAACUGUAGCUUGCAUAGUAAGAGAUUAAUCUUAAUAUAUUAUAUUAAUGCUUGCUCAUUCAUAUAUGCAAUUUGAUCUCUAGGACUAUAUACUAUUCAACUUCAAGCAUUAGAGUUUACUUGUGCUAUUUAUCUCAAACAGGAUAUGUGAAAUUAUUAUGAAUAGCUGCUUAUUAGCUGUAUGAAUGUCUCUAUUAGUAUAGUAAAUGCAAAAACAGCUCAGUAAUCAUAUAGUUGAUUCUUUUAUGAACUGGGUUAUUCUCUCCUCCCCUUCCAUUGGCCAGAAGCCUUUAAUAAUUGCUCUAGGGGUCAGUAUUGCUACCCUGUAAAGGGAGCAGAGCUGUUAACUUUAUGAAGUCCAUGAGGGAUUUGCGAUUGCUCUUGAUUUUACCUGGAAAGUGCUCAGAUGCUAGGAUAAUUACCAGGGUGAGCUUGUAAAAACCCUAAAAUAGAUAAAACAAUUAGGAAUAUAGAUAACUCAGAUGGCAGUGGAAUUAUUAAUGCUUGAGAAUGAAUGCCUUGUUAGUAUAGAGAGAAACAAGGUAGAUGAGGUCAUAUCUUUUAUUGGGCCAACUUCUGUUGGAGAAGAGACAAUCUUUUGCGAUUACAAAGAACUCUUCCUCAGGUCUGAAGAAAGCUGAAGAUGUGCUCUGUGUAAGCUUGAAAGAACCAACAGAAACUGAUUCGAUAAAAGAGUUAGCUCUCAAAUAUCCUGAGACCAAUAUGGCUACAACAACACUUCAAACCAUAAUUGUUAGUGUACAUUUCUAGUCAUCAGGUACAAUAGGAAUCUGAGGCCCCAGUGUAGCAAAGUGCUUAAUUUUAAGUAUGUGACUAAUCCCACUGAUUUCUGUAAACUGCUGAAUCACAGUCACAAAAAUCACCCAGACUUACAACAGUUCUCUUGCAAAGAUUUUGUUGUAUUUGAGAAUCUAAGAGUCUGUGUAUAGACUAAUGAUCAAAUUGUUCCCAUAUGAGAGAAAAACCUAUGUAGGGGAUGUGAGGCUCCAUGAAGUGUUCAGUCAAAGAACCCACAUCUUUCAGAGCUCCAAUAAUUACCAAAGAUCAGAUCUGUUUUCACAAGGUUUCCAGAAGCAAGAUCCAUCUGCUCAGAGGCCCUGUUACCAUGUUCUGGGUUCCUAGCCACAAAGGAACACAGUUCCUGCAAGAGCUGCACUGCCGUAGCAUUCUCCAGUUGUGAACGCAUAUUCCCACAGGUGCUGACUGCCUUGCACCAAUCCACUGUUUCCCAAAAAGAAGGGAACACUUGGCCCACAAUUUUUAGUCUGGUUUUGUAGAGCAUUUUUAUUCUAGGAAUUAAUGCUCUAUCGCUGUCCCAUUUAUUCUUCAGCUCAGUAGACUAAAUCUGGGAUUUUCAAAAGAGACUAAGGGAGUUGCAAACCCAGUAGGAUUCGGGCAUCUAACUCCCUAAAUUCCUUUUGACAACCCCAGCCCAAAUUAAUAUUAUACAAACAGAUGAGCAAAUGUCUCUAUUCAACUGAAGCUUCCUGCUUUCAAAACUUAUUUUUGAUACUUAAUUUCUCCAGGAUCUUAAUUUAUCCUCAGUUGCCUGUUGACAACAGUUCACUGAGUACAAUAAAAGAGAAAUUUUGGGUCAGAAACAUUUAAGCUAGCUUGUUAAAUGUGAAAAAAUGCAGAAGACCACUCUAAAGCCAGCGGGCAGAGUUAAUUCACAUCUAAAUUACUCUGGUUUCCACUCUGGACCAGGUGGAAUAAAUUGAUGUAGCUAGUUAAGAUGGUUCAUUAAGGAGGGGUUUAAAAGCAAGGCACUUUUCAAGGAAAGCUCCCUAGUAGUUGGAAGGACGAGGACAGAGAUAAGCAGCUAUGAAGCUAGUUUAUAGAAGGCAAACUUCUGAGCUAGAUUGUCAGAAGUAGUUUAGUUUUAAUCUAGCUGAGCCUGCCUUUUUGCUUGAGAACAAUUUUGCUCUAGUUUUCAGCCUGAGAGAGUUCUCUGUCAGCUCAUAUUCUAAAGAUGAAAUACCCAAGCCAAACUAGUUGUGCCAAAGUGAGAGUUAGGGCAGAAAAUGUAGCCUUGGAAGAGAAUGCAAACUUACUCUUUUACAUUUUGCAGUAUCCAAUUUAAACUCUUUCCAGCUGUAAAUUAUCAGGGCACUGUUGAGUUAGGCUUUGAUAGAAAUGCUCCAUUAUUUAUGCAUCACCAUUCUUUGUCCUUUCAAAUUCUUCUUUAAUUUAUAUUAUCCAAAACCAUGCCUGAGAACCCUAGGGCUGCGUCCAGACUGGCAAGUUUUUCCAUUAAAAGCAUUUGCGGAAAAUCAUGCCAGUCUAGACAUAGCCUAGUUGUUUAAGGAGGUUGUACAGUGAAUGUAAACGAACUCAGUACUUUUUGGAGGGAUUGUAAGGAGGAAGUGCUUCAGUUUAUUUUAUGUAUUUAUGUGUUUAAUUUUGUUAUUCCCUCCCCCUAGAUGGCUACUGCGACUGCCCAUAACAAAUAUGUAGAUACCUGUCAGGGGCUUAAAAGACCUUAAAAAUACCUUGCCUUUAUAAGUUUUUGCUUAAAAGCUCCCCAAGGCCAUAGAUGCCCUGGCCUCGGGAGGUAGCUGCCAUCACCAAGUGAAACAAAAGAGACCCCUUUCUUCUUGAACCCAGGAAGGAAGCACUUGGACUUCUUCCAGAGGGGUAUCCCCAAGCUCUUUUACCACAAGAGAACUUGGAAAAAAGAGAAAACAAACUGUAGUCUCUGGUAGCUGACGUCUCAGCCAUAGGCACUCAUACACAGACACAGACCUGUUCCUUCCAGGACACACAAAUCAAAUCAUUGCCUUAAAAAAGGUGAGUUUAUUAACAAAACCAAAAAGAUAUACUUGCUAAAGCAUACUUGGCUGCUAGAUGUUACAGAGCAACUAAGAAAAGAGCAGAUUAUAACACAGAGAAAAAAUUAAAUCUCUGGGCACAGCUUAAAUAGUAAAUGGUGGGUGGAGGCAGAGCAUGUGGAUUUUACAUAGAGAAGUUUUACCAAACAUAAAAUAGAGAAAAAUAACCUGAUCAUGACUAAAUAUACAUUUUCCCUCUACUCAUGGAUCAGCAUACUUCAAGGUCCAGUUCACUCCCAUGUCCAAUAUUUUUAUAGGCAUGGUAAUUUUGAUUACUGCAUCUGCUCCCUCAAGCCCUUAGUUUGGAAUUUUUACACAAAGAGAGCAGGCAAAGUAUCUAUAUGCAAUUCACAUUUCAGCACUGUAUCCCAUUGGUUCUUCUGGCCCCCUACCAAUGCCCUUACUAGCUACCUAAGUUUAACCCUGACCAGCACUCCUAUUCAUCACAAUACCCUAUUUCAGAAUGUAGUUUGCAUUUAUUUUUCAAAUAGAUAUUCUGAUGCUUAAAUCAGAUUCAAAAGACCAGACCACCUUUUCGGCCUACAGAAAAUGGCUGAUAGUAACACAGGUAGAGUUUACAG